Molecule: messenger RNA, 983 nt
Organism: Solea solea (common sole)
Lineage: Eukaryota; Metazoa; Chordata; Actinopteri; Pleuronectiformes; Soleidae
Product: phospholipase A2-like
Exons: 4
Coding region: 373-819 (148 amino acids)
Biological process (GO): arachidonate secretion; lipid catabolic process; phospholipid metabolic process
Molecular function (GO): phospholipid binding; calcium ion binding
Source: RefSeq, a predicted model, not a curated record
CAUGUAGGAAAGUCAACCCUGAGGGUGGUCCCACAUUUUCUGUCAACCUCCUGGGUUAAUCUGCCAUUGUUGUUCAUCCUUAUAUUUAUUUAUUUAAAAUUUCUAUAUCCCCCCCCCACAGGUUCAACAACUCUGAGCAAUAACCCUUUAAAACAAGUCCACAAGCAGAGAUGUUUCAUUUGAAGUAGUUCAUAGUCAUUGACCUUUUAUUUAAAGUACAUACUGCCGGAGGGUUUGUUUGUUGUCUUGUCUUGUGUUUUGUGUUUGUGUAAGAGGUCUUACGAGUUCUGCAUAAAAGUAGGACUUAGGUUUAGAGAUGUGUGGAUGAGUGGAGAGCAGCAGUGAGGAGAAACAAGAUCACUGACUCGCAGAAUGAAAACCUUCCAGACUCUGAUCCUCGUGGCUGUGGUGGGCCUCUCUCUUGCUCACAUAAGGAACAAGAGGUCAAUCCCCCAGUUCAUGAAAAUGAUCGCCUGUGUGAUGCCAGAGGGUCGCACUGUUAUGGAGCACAACAACUAUGGUUGCUACUGUGGCUAUGGAGGCCAGGGAACACCUGUGGAUGACAUGGAUAGGUGCUGCCAAGAACAUGACAAUUGCUACGAAAACACAAGGUCGAUGGUUGAUGGUUGUCACCCUCUUUUCGACAAUCCUUACACCGAGUUGUACAGCUUCUGCUGCAAACGCAAUGUGAUCACCUGUGGCUGUGGAAACGACAACUGUGAGGCGACCCUCUGUGAAUGUGACAAGAAGGCCGCUGAGUGUUUUGCCAGAACACCAAUCAUCGAGAAAUACAAGGACAUGUCCAAAGAAAACUGUUAGGAGAGCCCGACAAGAUCUGCAUAAUGUGUUCUGGUAUACGCCAAAUCUAAAACAGGUUGAUGUCUGUAUGGUUGAUCUGUAAUGUUAUCACCAUCCUACUGAAAAGCUCUUUGUUGCUGAAGCUUUGUGUUAUCUGAAUAAAAAUGCUGCAGUCAGUGCUCACA